AUCACACUUCUUUCAACAGAGUGGUCCCACAUUAUGUUGUUGGGAGGAGUUCUCAAGGAUGAAGGUUCAACUGCUGGGGUAGAGGUUUUGAAUCUAAAAACUAUGAAGCAAUGUUCGACCUCGGCGCCACUUCCUGAGUCUGCGUUUGGUGCUGCCUUCUUUAUUUUGGGUGGUCAAGUUCAUUUGGUUGGAGGAUACAGGAGUCAAAUCGACAAGAGAGACUUGCAUCUGUUUGACCUCAAAUCCCGGACAUGGCAAACAUCCGACCUCUUUCCAACAAAUCUGGCCGAUGCUGUCGUUGCCCAAAUCAGCCAUUUUUGGGUCCUAAUAACAGGUGGAAGUGACACCCCUAACACAACCAUAGUCCAUGUUAAUGGUUCUGUUCUCCCUGGACCUCCACUUCCCUUCCAAAUCAUGAGACAUUGUGCCUUAGGUGUGGAUGAGGAACACGUCUUUAUCGCUGGAGGGUCUAGAGAUGGCUUGGGGCCGACAAAAGAGGCUUUUAUCCUCAAUUGGGCGGAUCAGACAAAAACAACGAGCUGAGUAUUCUGGUUGGCCAAGCUAACUUUCAGAUCUUCACAUGGUCAACAAAAACAUGGCGCUCUUGUCCGGAUAUGUUGGAAACUUACACCUGGGCAAGAAUGUCGAAAUACCGAGGGGUUUUGUAUCCUUUUGGUGGAGAAACGAAUCAGAAAGUAAUGAAUACAAGAGUUUACGCAUUUGAUCCAAAUGAUGAAACGUGGACGGAAACAUCGUUAAGCAUGAAGACAGGACGAAUCAGUUUUGGCUUGUUAAAAAUUCCACCUGGAAUUGCGAAAUGUUGAGAAAACAAAUGUUCUGUGGUUUUUUUAUUGAUUGAAAAAUAUAAUUGAGAUUCA
Molecule: messenger RNA, 878 nt
Organism: Tigriopus californicus
Lineage: Eukaryota; Metazoa; Arthropoda; Copepoda; Harpacticoida; Harpacticidae
Exons: 2
Coding region: 34-543 (169 amino acids)
Molecular function (GO): protein binding
Source: RefSeq, a predicted model, not a curated record